This is a messenger RNA of Cheilinus undulatus (humphead wrasse), 1158 nucleotides long. Its product is annotated as gonadotropin-releasing hormone II receptor-like. The coding region runs from base 1 to 1158 and encodes 385 amino acids. The record is from RefSeq and is a predicted model, not a curated record. Gene Ontology annotation, molecular function: gonadotropin-releasing hormone receptor activity; peptide binding. Gene Ontology annotation, biological process: G protein-coupled receptor signaling pathway. The transcript has 3 exons. Gene Ontology annotation, cellular component: membrane. Lineage: Eukaryota; Metazoa; Chordata; Actinopteri; Labriformes; Labridae.
AUGUCUGUGAAUGUCUCGCUGUGGAUCUCUCCUCCCAACGAUCAGGUCAACGUCUCCGUCUUCUCCCUCAUGAACUCCUCCUCUCCCCCCUCUCCUCCCCCCUGGCGAGCGCCCUCCUUCACUGUGGCGGCUCAGUGUCGCGUCAUCGCCACUGUGGUUCUGUUCGUGUUCGCCGCCUGUAGUAACCUGUCCGUCUUGAUCAGCGUGUGCUGGGGGCGGGGCUACCGUCUGGCCGCUCACCUGCGCCCACUUAUCGCCAGUCUAGCAUCGGCCGACCUGGUGAUGACAUUCGUGGUGAUGCCACUGGAUGCUGUGUGGAACAUCACGGUGCAGUGGUACGCCGGGGACGUCAUGUGUAAGCUACUGUGUUUUUUGAAGCUGUUCGCCAUGCACUCAGUGGCGUUCAUCCUGGUGGUGGUGAGUCUGGACCGGUACCGUGCCAUCCUCCACCCACUGGACUCCCUGGAUGCUGGACUCAGGAACAGACGGAUGCUGCUGGUGGCGUGGACGCUCAGCCUGCUGCUUGCCUCCCCACAGCUCUUCAUUUUCCGGGCCAUUAAAGCAGAUGGAGUGGACUUCACUCAGUGCGUGACCCAUGGAAGUUUCCAGUAUCGGUGGCAGGAGACGGCAUACAACAUGUUUCACUUUGUGACGCUGUAUGUCUUCCCGCUGCUUGUCAUGACUUUCUGCUACACUCGCAUCCUCACCAAGAUCAAUGGGCAGAUGCACAAGAGCAAAGAGGGUGAGCACUGCCUCAGACGAAGUGGAACCGACAUGAUCCCCAAAGCCCGAAUGAAGACUCUGAAGAUGACCAUUGUCAUCGUCAGCUCCUUCGUGAUCUGCUGGACGCCCUACUACCUCCUUGGGAUCUGGUACUGGUUCCAGCCAGCCAUGAUCAAGCACACGCCAGAGUACGUGAACCACAUACUGUUUAUCUUUGGGAACCUGAACUCAUGCUGUGACCCGGUCAUCUACGGCUUCUUCACCCCGUCCUUCAGAGCCGACCUUGCUGAUGUGUUGGUGUGCUGUCGUCGAGGUCGUCAAGCUAACAACGCCUCACCUCGAUCCGUGGACCGUCUGUCCGGGCGAUGUCACGGAGCCGGCGUGGAGAUGGAGUCUGACCUGAGCUCAAACCCGCACAGUGGGAACCCUGGAUAA